This is a messenger RNA of Uloborus diversus, 2781 nucleotides long. RefSeq names its product zinc finger protein 26-like. Gene Ontology annotation, molecular function: protein binding; RNA polymerase II cis-regulatory region sequence-specific DNA binding; DNA-binding transcription factor activity, RNA polymerase II-specific. NCBI's taxonomy places the organism in Eukaryota, Metazoa, Arthropoda, Arachnida, Araneae, Uloboridae. Bases 1 to 2781 code for a protein of 926 amino acids. The record is from RefSeq and is a predicted model, not a curated record. Gene Ontology annotation, biological process: regulation of DNA-templated transcription. The transcript has a single exon.
AUGGCAAUAUCAACAUUAAUUCCCGCUAGUUCAAUGAAGUUUACGGAAAACCAGCAGGCAUGUAUUGUACUUCAAAAAUUAUGGAGCCAACGUGAAGCAGGCCGCUUUUGCGACGUUGUGCUCCAUGUUCAGGGGCAAAAAUUUCAAGCCCAUCGAAAUGUUUUAGCAGCAUACAGUCCCUAUUUUGAUUCUGUUCUGAAAACUCACAAAGUAAUAAAAGAACAAAUCACAGUUACGUGUCAAAAUUUAGAUGCAUUCGAAUUGCUGUUGAACUACAUGUAUACUGGUGCUGUUGUGAUUGAUAAAAAUAAUGUUUCUGAAUUAUUGCGAUUAUCAAAUCAUUUCCUUGUUAUCAAAUUGAAAAAUUACUGUGCAGAAUAUUUAGAUAGGUAUCUAGAUCCAUCAAAUUGCUUGACUGUUAAAGAUAUGGCCGAGAAGUAUAAUUUACCUAUUUUACAAAAAAAUGCAUCUGCAUUCAUUCAUAAUCACAUCCUUGAGGUUUUUGAGCAAAGUGAAAUUUUGGAUUUCAACUUCACAAAAUUGGAAGCAUUUCUCAAAGAAAAACAGGCUGUUAUCCCUCCGCACAUUUUGUUCAGUUUCAUAUGUAAAUGGAUCGAACACGAUAUUACUGACAGGGAAAAUGACCUGCAAACUUUAUUAACAUUCAUGAGUUGGGAUUCCAUUGACCGUCAUUAUUUAGAAGACCAUAUAAAAUCAAGAGUGUUACUGCAGAGUAGUUCAAAAUGCAUGUAUCUGGUUUUAGUCUGUUUAGAGGAAAACAAAGUAGAACUUCCUGAAUUCCAAAAUCUAUAUUCUUCUUUGAAAACCCAGUUUGGUCCAAAUGGUACCAAAAUUGACAGUAAUAAUUUUGCAAACAUUGCUAUUUCUGAUGGCUUGCAAAAUCAUUCUAAAGAUUCUGGAGGAGAUGAAAAUACUCCUAUUACAGUUGCUCCUUUAGAAAGAGACCAAGUUAAGGAAAAAAAUACCAUAGUGCCUCCAUCUGAGGUGCCUGCUAGUAAAGAAUCUUUUGAUAAUGAAACCAGCAACAGUAGUUUUGAUGAUAUUGCUGGUGACUGUGGUGGUGCUUUAGAUUUUGAUGAUGAUAGUGAUAGUUCUGGUACAGAAGUUCAACAAGAAGAGGAACCUCCAGCCCCUGUGACCAAUCAAAAGUCUACACCCAAGAAAUCAAAGCAGAAAACUCAGCCCUUAAAGGCUACUAUGACUACUAGGAAAUCUACUCAGCGACGAAAAGUGCCACCUAUCAAAAUAACUCGUAAAGCUGGCACUAUUUCUGCAAAGCAAGCUACCAAGAAUGUUAAAAAUUCAAAAGAAUCAAAUGAAACUGCACUAGUUCCUGCUCUUGAUAAAACAAAUAGCCAACUAGCUAAGAAGCAUUAUAUAUCGGAAACUGAUACUGAUGAUGAUGAGGAAGAUGACAUAGAUGAUGGGAGCUCAAGUGCUACUGAUUCUAGUGUUGAGGAAUCUGUAAAUGGCCACAGUAACAAGAACAAGUGGAAAGAUGGAGUGAAGUGCCCUAGCUGUUCAUAUAUUGCCCAUAGCUCUGUGAGGUUAGAGCAACAUGUAUCACGCAUUCAUGCAAAAGAUGUCACCUACAAGUGCAAAGUGUGCGAUUUUACCUGCAAAUGGAAUAGGGAAUAUUAUUCUCACAUGAAAAGCCACUUUACGGGUCCACCAUUUCGUUGCGAAACGUGUGAAUACACGUGCGACAGAAUCCAGUUUUUGCUGUCGCAUCGAAUGAGACAUACUGAUGAAAGACCAUUCAAAUGUGAUGAAUGUGAUCACAGAUGCAGAACAAAAGCCAAUUUGGACUGUCAUAUGAGAUGCCAUACGGGAGAAAAACCUUAUCAGUGUGAACAUUGUGAACGACGCUUUGCUAUUAAAGCUAGUUUAGAUCAACAUCUUGCUUCUCAUCGUGAAGAUAGGCCAUUUUUAUGCGACACAUGCGGCUUCAGUACAAAGUAUCAAUCUCACUUAUUUUCGCACAAGAGAAUUCACACUGGUGAUGUGUUUCGUUGUCAUUUUCCUAACUGCAAGUACAGCACACCGAAAAAGAGCCAGUUAGGAUCUCAUCAUAGAACUCAUACUGCCGUUCGGUCUCACAUUUGCUCGAUAUGUGGCCGUGCUUUUAUCGAAAAAAGUCAUCUGGUGAGGCAUGAAAGAAUUCAUUUAAAUGAAAAACCUUUUAAAUGUGAGCAUUGCGAUUAUUGUAGUUCCCGUCGAGAUAAAUUGAAGGAGCAUUUUAGAAAACAUCAUGGUGAGAACGCCACUGCUAAAGGUCCAUAUCGUCCUCGAAAGCAAAGGAGGCAAGGAUAUGAUCCUAAUGCCUAUUCACCAUCGCACAAAAAUGUCGAGUCUGAAAAUAACCAGUUUCAGCCUCAACCGCACAUUGAAUUGCAUACGACUAUUUCUGCAAUUAAUAACAACCCACCUCCUGCACCCGUUGUGUAUAGUUAUGAAUCAUCUCAUCCAGAAUCACUUCAUAACCAUGCUGCUCUAACUCUGCAGCAACUAGGAGCUGCAGCACAUAAUUAUCAAGUAGCAUUUAUGGAACAAAGACAUCAUCAGCCACAUCAUCAUCAUCAGCAUGUUGCUCAUCAACAUCCUCAUGCUGGUCAUCCACAUGUCGGACCAGCUCCUCCAUCUGCAGUUCCCGCCAUGAUGCCUGAUCAAAGUAGAGUUAACGUUGUGGCUGUCAGUUCACAUGAUGGGACAAACGUAGUUCAGCCACCCGAGUUCAGUCCUUUUAUGUCGUUUAUGUGA